Molecule: messenger RNA, 8898 nt
Organism: Carassius gibelio (silver crucian carp)
Lineage: Eukaryota; Metazoa; Chordata; Actinopteri; Cypriniformes; Cyprinidae
Gene: adcy9a
Product: adenylate cyclase 9
Exons: 10
Coding region: 1786-5958 (1390 amino acids)
Biological process (GO): intracellular signal transduction; adenylate cyclase-activating G protein-coupled receptor signaling pathway; cyclic nucleotide biosynthetic process
Molecular function (GO): adenylate cyclase activity
Source: RefSeq, a predicted model, not a curated record
GUGCGCGCCGUCGUCGAAGAUCCCUGCGUGCGCGCUCCCCAGCGUCUCCCCCGUGUUUGGUUUCAACACUGUAGUCGAGCUGUGCGCCCCACCGUCCACCCACAACCAUCUUCUCCGAGAGCGUGCUCAGAACAUGGUGGAGCUGCUGGCGAGCGCAGCGCCAGGGUAAGACCGCCAACCAGAACCGGCUCUCACCGCCGAGGAGAACCGAGAGCACGCGACGCGGCACAGCGGCGCCGCGCUCGACUGGCACGAGCCUGCCCAUGAGAAGAGCGCACUUGAACGGAGUUUUGGAGGAACGCUAAACGGACGAAGUGCGGAUUAAGAGGCGGAUAACGCCGGAGCGUUGGCGUGGGAUUUUAAGCAAAGGAGAGCGAGAGCCCGAUCUUUCUCUGAACUGCCAGUGCGAGCCAACCACUUGAGGCCCGGGGGAGGAAAACAAACACAACUUUCGUCAUUUACAUUGACAUGAUCUGAGAUUAAGUUACCUCCGCGUGAGUGGUUAAAAGGGAAUGCACACAAACAGGGAUAUACUUUCCCUCAGCACACUUUGACUUGACCGAGUGCCUCGAUGUCACCAGUAUUUUCUUCUUCUUCUUCUUCUUCUUCAACUCACAAGAAGAAGAAGAAGAGGUCCUAAGUGUUAGUGGUCUUCUGGAGUUGGCAGAGACGCACGCGAGCGGCUGAUGUCGUUUGAAGUUGUCUCGACGUCAGCGUGAGGUGUUUAAACGCGCUUUGAGAGCUGGAGGACUCACGGUUGACACCCGCAGCGGGUGUUCAGGAAAGGACGGGGCUCCUCCAUGGAAACAGGCCGUCUUCUGACCCUCGACGGGGCAGGCAGGAACGGGUUCUGCCUCGAGUUUUAACGGAAAAACACGGACAGCUUUCACGUCUCACCGUAUCCGGCGGUUAUUUUCCCCUCGGUUAAGGGAAUAUUAGGACGACUCUCGCUUCUCCGUGAUGUCAGAACCUGAUGGAAAACAUCUUUAGAGAUUGUUGAAUCAAUUUUCAGUUUUUUUUGACCGUAUAAAGGUAACGGUGGCGCAUGUUAAACAAAGUGUUUUUCUUUCUCAGAAACUUUUUAUUUUAUUUUUUUAUACAAGUAACGUUAACACUCUUUCAAAACAUCAACCGUUACGUUUGGUGUUUGCUGACUUCAAACUGACAUUACACCGAAACCGAGUACAAGAGAUGAGUGAAAUCCGGCAUUAUCUGGAAAUAUGAGAUAUAAACUCAUAUUACGUUUGCAUGUCAUUUGGAAAGGGAAAGUAAAUUCAAACAUUGUCGAGCAUUGGAGAGGGUGUUUGAGGGACAGUGUCGACUGGAUUAAAAAACUCUUUUAGAAGCGUUUCAGUACACCCCAUGUUAACUAUGUUAUCUUUUAAAUGUAUUUUUUGUUUUGUUUAAUCGCUACAUACUUGCUCCUGUCUUGAGUUCAAAAGAUGUCCUCUGAAAAGCAGGAUCUAUCGGAUGACAGUGCCUCAGUCUCGUCCACGCUCACAGAGCAAAAGUACACACAUGCGCGUUCACGCGCCACUGAGCCAUAGAAUAUAAUGGAAUCUGAGUGCUGACGUAAUCCCAGCACGGAUAAGAAGCUGCUCAAGAGUCCAAGACAGUCCGUCCUCAUAGUGAACGCACUUGGAAGUUACUUCUGCCUGGACUCUUUUCACAAACACACUGUGCUUUUUGUUACUCGCACCAAUCCAUGUCAAGUGCCACUUCCUCUGUACUCUGUCAGCAGUAGGUGUAAUGUGAUAAUUAAAAGUCAAUAAUUGUCGUCCCGCAAUGACAUUGCCAGAGCAGCACCAGCCACUGCACGAGACCGAGGUGAGGUGCGAUAGCGAAGGCGAAGCAGUUACGUUGUCGAUAACUGACAGCCGUAAUCAACAGGUGGGUCCAGACCAAGAAGGCGAGACGGUCGUCAUGGGCUCCUCCAAACCUUGCAAAUACAGUAUCUCGUCAAGCUGCAGCUCGGGGGACUUGGGCGUUCCCAGGGCUAUGAUGACUCACCGGAGCAGUCCGAGGAGAGUCCCACCGCUGUUUGAGAGAUCUGCCGCGCAGUGCUGGGACCCCAAGUUUAACUCGUCCAUCCUGGAGGAGGCGUGCAGGGAACGCUGCUUCCCGCAGAUGCAGAGGAGAUUCCGCUACAUCCUGUUUUACCUGGCAACCGCCGCGCUCCUGUGGGGGAUAUACUUUGGGAUCAAUAGCGCCAGAUGUGACCCUACAAAUUUCUUGGUCCCCACAGUGGGGUUUCUUGUACUGUGCCUCCUCCUCCUCUGGUUUACGUUCUCAAGGCCGUAUGCACGUUACUACAACCACACGUCCUUUCUACUUACAGUGAUCAUGUUUGGGAUCACCUUGGCACCUCAAACACAAACUGCUCAGUUUGCCCAUUUUGAUCUCCAAAAACUAGGCAAUGAGUCUCAUAAUGCUCCAUGUAUAUCACCUGUUGGGACGUUCUCACUUUGUAUGGAGGUGCUGCUUUUGCUGUACAGUGUGUUGCACUUGCCCCUGUAUGUGUCGGUGCUUCUCGGCCUGCUGUAUUCUGUCCUCUAUGAGGCUUUAGGUUGGCUACACCUAGCUGAGAUGGAUAGUAGCUAUGUAAGGUCAGAUUUGAGCUGGCUUGGCCCGGGUAAAGUCCUGCUUCACCUGUGCGCGCAUAUCAUCGGCAUCCACAUAUUCAUCAUGUCCGAAGUGCGCUCUCGGAGUACCUUUCUCAAGGUGGGUCAAGCGAUCAUGCACGGGAAGGACCUGGAGGUGGAGAAGGCGCUGAAGGAGCGGAUGAUCCACUCCGUGAUGCCGCGGCUGGUGGCGGACGAGCUCAUGAAGCAAGGAGACGAAGAAAGCGAGAGCUCUGGGAAACGAUACAGCGUCGGUGCCUGCUCCGUCAACGGCGCAUCAACCGCGAACUCGUCCAGUCCCAAAAGCAACAAGCGUAAGAAGAACUCAAUCCCUCGCGGGCAAAUAAUUUUCAGGCCCUUUAACAUGAAGAGCAUGGAGCCGGUGAGCAUCCUCUUUGCAGACAUCGUGGGAUUCACCAAAAUGAGUGCCAACAAGUCCGCCCCGGCGCUGGUAGGACUGCUGAACGACCUCUUCGGCCGCUUUGACCGUCUGUGCGAGUUGACCCACUGCGAGAAGAUCAGCACUCUUGGGGAUUGCUACUAUUGCGUGGCGGGCUGCCCCGAGCCGCUCCCUGAUCACGCGUACUGCUGUGUGGAAAUGGGGCUCGGGAUGAUCCAGGCCAUCGAGCAGUUCUGCCAGGAGAUGUCCGAGACCGUGGACAUGCGUGUCGGCGUGCACACCGGCACCGUGCUCUGCGGUAUUCUGGGAAUGAAGCGCUUUAAGUUUGACGUGUGGUCCAAUGAUGUCAACCUGGCCAAUCUUAUGGAGCAGCUGGGCGUGGCGGGAAAGGUGCACCUGUCGGAGGUCACAGCAAGUUUUCUGGAUGACCGCUACGAGAGGGAGGACGGGCGAGUGAUGGAACGUGUCGGGCACAGUGUUACUGAUCAGCUGAAAGGUUUAAAGACGUAUCUGAUCUCGGGACGGAAGAUGGGCUUUCAGUGUGGCUGUUCCCAGCUCAGUUUGAGUCCGUCCUCAUACACACACACGCCUGAUCUCACACACUGCGCCGUCGCUGAACCGCUCUCACACGGCAAGCCUGCGUGCACAUCCUGUAUCAUCUCCGUAGAUGUCAUUGACCGUCCGGUAGCAGAUGAAGCAGCUAGAAACGGCUGCCAGGAUGAACACAGAGCCAACAGCAACAAGUUUCCUGCAGGUCGUAGCCCUAAAACCCUGAAAGGCCUGUUGAGUCCUCUUUGUGAGGAGCGGAAACAAGUCAGCCAGUCAUCUCUGUGUGACAAACUCCAGGAGAAGAACAGGAGCUGGGUGGGGAGUCUGGCCGCAGAAGGAGGCAGCGCCAGUGGCAUGGACCACUCGGCCAUUCUCCCGCUGCGCUCCAAAAACUUUCGGGGGAAAAGUGACGUGCAGUUUGUGGAGGUGAUAAAGGAAGACAGUCUGAUGAAGGAUUACUUCUUCAAGCCGCCCAUUAACAAGCUGAGUCUGAACUUCCUGGAGAAAUCACUGGAGUCCGCUUACCGUACCAGCUACCAGGAGCAGGUGGUGAAUCAGGUGCCGUUGCAGACGUUUGCCAGUCCAGUCUUCAGCUCGCUGCUCGAUGUUCUGCUGUCUUGUGCCAUUUUUCUGGCCCUGACCAUUGCCUGCUUCCUGCAUCCCCUUGUUACCAUGAAGACGCCCCUGGCAGCCACACUGGGUCUGGCCAUCACAGCCGCUCUGCUGGAGCUGGUUUCUCUCGCUUUGUCCAUUCGUAUGGUGUUUUGUCUGGAUGAUGUACAGAACUGCACUCAGUCUCUGUUGAAGCUGGUGUCUGGCUGGCUCCCGCGUCAUGUGAUCGGGGCUGUGCUCGUUUCACUUCCUGCGGUGUCCGUCUUCUCCCACCUGACUUACAGCGUGCAGCUACCCAUCCAGGUGACCAUGUUCCUGUGCUGUGCUCUCAUUAUUGCUAUUAUCCAGUACUGUAACUUCUGCCAGCUGAGUUUCUGGAUGCGCUCUGCUCUGGCCACUGUAGCUGGUUUGUCUUUACUCAUCCUGCUCUACAGCGCCACCACCAGGCCCAGCAGCACCAGUGACACAUUUCCAGCAUCUGGAAACAUGAGUAAUCAGAGUGCUGAAGUAGAUCAGGCAAGUGUGUUGGACUCUGAGCCCACAGCGCUCGACCUGCUCGUCCUAGAGACCGUGCUCUCCUUCUUCCUCCUGCUAGUGCUGGUUUGGUUUCUCAACCGAGAAUUCGAGGUCAGCUACCGUCUGCAUUACCACGGAAAUGUGGAAGCUGACAAGCAUCGCAUCAAGAUCCAGACCAUGCGAGAUCAAGCGGACUGGCUGCUGCGUAACAUCAUCCCCAUCCAUGUUUCCGAGCAGCUAAAGGUGAACCAGAGUUACUCUAAAAAUCAUGACAAUGUCGGGGUCAUCUUCGCGAGUAUCGUCAACUUCAGCGAAUUCUACGAGGAGAGCUUCGAGGGUGGGAAAGAGUGCUACCGAGUACUUAACGAACUCAUCGGAGACUUCGACGAACUGUUGCGCAAGCCUGCAUUCUCAAAUGUAGAGAAGAUUAAAACCAUCGGUGCCACCUACAUGGCAGCAUCUGGAUUAAAUGGGCAGCAGUGCCAAGAACAGCCACAUCCGCAUGCCCACCUACGUGCCCUCUUUGACUUCGCUCUUGAAAUGAUGCACGUAGUGGACGAUUUUAACAAGAACAUGUUGGGUUUCAAGUUCAAGCUGAGAAUUGGCUUCAACCACGGGCCCCUGACUGCCGGCGUCAUCGGCACUACCAAGCUGCUUUACGACAUAUGGGGCGACACGGUCAACAUCGCAAGCCGCAUGGACAGCACAGGAGUGGAGUGCCGCAUACAAGUUAGCGAAGAGAGCCACUGUGUGCUCAGCAGAAUGAACUACACCUUUGAUUAUCGUGGCACUGUGAACGUGAAAGGGAAAGGGCAGAUGAGGACUUACUUGUAUCCCCAAAUGAACGAAGGCAGAUCAGGGUCCACUCAAAGCCUGGAACAAGGCCAGGUGGACGAUGCCCUUGGGCAUUUAGAGCCCGACACACUUGCCAACACAACAUCAACAACAUCUGCUGCACCACUAAACCCUCCCUGCACCUCUCCCAAUGUUGCCUCUAUCAGUGGCCACGGUGUGCCUCAGGGCCGUGUAUUAGGCCCGUCUCAGAUUACAGAGUUGCACCAAGACACUAAGCACAAUUCUCCUGUCCCCCAGCUCAAAGAAAAGGAUUAUGAGAGUCCUUCUCAAGCACCAUCGCUAAGUGGUACACAACCUCCCUCAAUAACACAACUGUACACGCCGUUAGCCACACCAGAGACACCUUUACAAGGAGAGGAAGAUGACGAUGCAGAUGAGGGUACAAAGCUCAGGGCAGUGGAGUGAUCCGAUUUCCUUCUCACCUCGGCUGUCCUUCUUCAAGAGCCAAUCCGCAGAUAAUUUUCAGGCUCUACUUCCUUCAAGGGGCUUUGACGACCAUAACUGUUGGAGUUCCAAUGAGUAGCAUUAGCCUGUAUAGGGCAUAUGUGUUGAUCACGUGACCUAAAUAGAAAAAAGGGUGCGCUAAGCAUCUGCUGUGUGGAUCACAGUGUAGCACAGAGGGGGGAAAUGGAUGGAGUUAAUAUUUCUGAUGUUCUCUUAUUUGUUUUUUUUUUGUUUUUUGUUUGUUUAUAAAGUGCCUUCACAAUAUGCAAAAUCAGUCAAAUGAACAAAUGAAAGAGAUGUUUUAACAAAUAUAUCAGCAUGGCUUUUUGAAGGGACGUGGACAGUGAAAAUGCCAUAUUUAUUUCAGGAUCAAUGGCUAAUGUUUUAAAGUUAUUAAAAUAAAUAUACAGUCCAGUGUAUUAGUUUCACUGCUCUACUACAUGGGCGGUCACCUAUAUUGAAAUAAAACCCAGAAGGCAAGGGCGGAUAGAUAAAGAUGGGCUUCCAGCAGUUCUUUCCACAAUGCCCAUAUUAAUAUCAAGUAUAUCUGGCAGCAAACAACGUAGCUUUUAUCAAAGGGAGGUAGAAGUGGCUCACGCAAAAUAGCAACUAAUGAAAUGAGGAAAAACAGCGCAAUCAGCCUUAUUUGUUUGAAUCCCAAUCAAGAAAGAUGGCAGAAACCAUGCUGCGCGCUCUCUUCCCUUCAUUAGAGGACACAAGGGCCGGUGAUUGUAAUACAUUCAAAAAUUCAGAGUAUAAUGUUUGUUGAAAACAUGCUGUGUUUGGAAGUUCAGUGCAUUUUUUUAAUUUAUUUUUUGCAUAAAAUUUAGCCCCAAAAUUUAAUAUUUCUCAUUGCCAGAAGGGAACAUCCUACAGAAUUCAAAAUUAAAUCAAUAAAUCUAAUUUCUCAGCAUGGCACUUAUAGUAUUUAAGGAUCUUUAAGGAUCACAGCAGAAUAAGUGUUUUUUCCUAAAUAUAUCCAGUAAACUCCAUCCUACGAAGCCUUCAGUUGAACAGAUUUUGUUUAUCAGUGCAUUUGACUUCAUUUCACUCAGUGCCUCCGAUUUUCGUAGCAGAAUCAGUUGUUUUUCACUGUGAUCGUGAGUUGGUAUCGCCGAUUCAUCAUAGUUUUUAUUGAUCACCGUGCACUUGUGAUACCAGUUCACUCCAUGGCCUUGUGGAAGAAGGUUCUUGUGCUGCCAUAAUUUGGUGAGCGGCUUGCAAUUUUUCAUAUUGAUGUUUAUUUCUACCUACUUUUUCAGAAUUUUUUUAUUUUAUUUGCGUGCCAAUUCUGUUGAGAUUUUGACCGCAGCUCUUAAAAAAAAAAAAAACAUUGUUGUGCAGAGAUCUGAUUUUCUUUGCUUUUCUUUACCUGAUUUAUUUAGUCUCUGAUGCAUUCAGAACACUAGAGAAUAAUCCGCAGUAUCUCUUGCGAUGCGUCUUACAUUUCAGUCAUCCCUCAAGCAAAGCAAUUUUAGUUUCUCAAAGCAAAGCUAGUCCUUUAUUAGGAACUGUUAUCUUCUUCCACCAUGUAUAAUGAAUAAGCUUGGCUCUGAAGUUUGAGGAGGACAGAUUUCUUUCUUUAUUUCUGUUUACAGAGCAAUCACUAGUUUGUUCUCAAAAACUGAAAAAGUCCAGUGCCUUUUUGUUCACUCCUUUCCCCCUCAAUUUUAACACCCGGUUGCUUCAGAGUCAAAAUAUCAAGGUGUCCUUUGACGCCAAAGCUUUCAGAACACAUGCAAUAUUACGUUAUUGUAUCAUGUUGUUAUUAUUUCCUCUUUGAUGUGAAUUAAAAUUCCAGCCUUUUUUUUUCUUUUUUUUUUACACUGUGUAUCUUUAAAUGGAACUUUUUGGGAUUGGAAAAGGGAUUUGAUUUAGCUGUUAAUUGUUUUAUGGUGCACUGCUUUCCAGCCAACACCAUUCACCUUUGAGUUAUUGUAUCACUCCAUUGGCUGAGGAAGCCCAGUGCUGACAGUAUUGAAUUAUAAUUAAUUGUGCAUAAUGUAUGUGGUUUUGUAUUAAAUGCAUUUGUAUUUAUUGGGGCAGUGCAUAAAUCGGUGUGCAGCCACGGAGCCUAAUGUCAAAAGGGCAUAUUUAUGAAAGGGAGCCACUUAAAGCAAAGAGAAAUCUCCUUUUUUUCAUCUAACGUAACAAGCACCUAUGGCCUCACUCUUGAAAAGUGCCUCAGAUCCAAUUCUACUAAAGUUUUAUGAUAUUGGAAAUAACCUUAAAAUGGAGAAGUGUGAGCUUAAUCUUGUUCUGUGCGCGAUUGGUCCCACUUUUUCACCACUGCCCACAUUCUUGUAGGUUUUCUGAAUUUUAGUUUUGAAAAUCAAGCAUUGAUUUCAGUUUGGAGAAUCAUAUGUUGUUUUUAUUUUGUCACAUGACUUUUCACUCCUUCACAGUUUUGUUUUGUAUAGAAUUGAACACAUCUUAAUUGGUCAAGAGACAUAUUUGAGUACAAAUCUAAAACCAAUUUGUUUUGGUGCUCAAGAGUUUGAAAAAUGUGCCCUUAAAUUUGACUUCACAUGCUUUUAUUAACUUUGUAUUAAUGAUUUUUGUGCCAUAUAUGGGAAUAUGUGUAUACCAAAUAAUUUGAAUCGUGUGGGCAGAAGCUGCAAGACACAGCUGUGGAAUUUGGGUUAUAGAUUUUGUUUUUUAUUUCCGAGCAGCACGUUCUCCAAUAAUUUGUUCUUAUGCACAUGAGACACAGCGGGUAUUGAUUUAUUAGCCAUUAUAUUCAGGCAACAAGCAUAAUCUGUAUACAUUUGCACAGUGCACUCACUUUGUAUGUACAUAUCAUGUACUGUUUUAUCUGAUUAUUAUGUUUCAAAACUGAUGAUACAUGUGCAUGUGGCAGAUUUGGAGAGUAGAGAAACAAUGAAAAGAUACCAGAAGCGA